Molecule: messenger RNA, 680 nt
Organism: Populus trichocarpa (black cottonwood)
Lineage: Eukaryota; Viridiplantae; Streptophyta; Magnoliopsida; Malpighiales; Salicaceae
Product: glucan endo-1,3-beta-glucosidase-like
Exons: 1
Coding region: 93-428 (111 amino acids)
Biological process (GO): carbohydrate metabolic process
Cellular component (GO): plasma membrane
Molecular function (GO): hydrolase activity, hydrolyzing O-glycosyl compounds
Source: RefSeq, a predicted model, not a curated record
UUGUAGAUCCAUAUGAAUUCUUCUUAUAUAUUGUAUACUUACCAUUAUUUUCUUGCUUUAUUAUUAGAUGAAUUUUUAUCUGCUCUUUCUUAAUGUUACAUGCUGUGUGCACAAUCCAUAGGCGUGUGUUAUGGGGGAAACCGAACGCUUACAAUUUGCCAGCAGAGAAUGAAGUUGUGAGUCCCUAUGAAGCGUAUGGCAUAUGUAGGAAGAAUCUCUUUGAUGCCUUAAUGGAUGCACUUUACUCAGCUCUUGAGAAGGCAGGAGGGAGCUAUUUGAAGAUUGCUGUCUCAGAGAGUGGUUGGGCAUCUGCUGGUGGAACUGUGGAAACAGCCGAAAGCGCAGACACAUCUUAUAGGAACUUGAUCGAUCAUGUCAAGGGACUCCAAGGAGGUCUGGACAGGCUAUGGAAAUUUCUCAAUGUUUGAUGAGAACAGGAAGGAACUUGAAAUUGAGUGACAUUUCUGCCUAUUUCUACCUGAUAAACAGCCCAAGUAUAGUAUUGGCUUCAACUAAUCGAGAGGAAAAAAAUCUGCUACGCAACUCUUUGCUGCAUCAAUACUAUCAUAUGCAAUAUGCCUGGAAUUUUCUACAGUUAAUGAUUUUAGUUCUGCCAGAACUUAUAAUCAAAAGUAAUUCGCUCCAUGUGUUCUCCUUUGAUAAGAAACUUAAAUGCUACA